CGCGGAACCCUGAGUCGUAGUUGCGUUUCCAGAGAAGCGCAUUCACUGCGGCACUAACGGCCCUACGCAGGUUCCGGUUGGCUGCUGCGCCAUGGCGGCGGUAGAGCUGCAGCGUCCUGCCCCGGAGGCACCAGCGCCCUCUCGCCCGAGUACCGAAGGAGUCGGCACCCCGGGUCUUUCGGCCUUUCCCUGUUCCGGGCGUCCCACCCUCCCGGACGCCGCCCCCUUACUAGGGAACCGCGACGCAGUCUCAAGGAAACAGAAGAAGAAGAAGAAGAAAGUCCCGAACAGGCCCUCUGUAGCUGAUGGAGGCGGGAAGACCGCGGAGACGCCCGCUGCAGAGGCAUCUGUGCCCAGCGCGGAAGCCCAGGCAAGGGCGGAGCAGCUGGCCCGAGAGCUCGCCUGGUGCGUGGAGCAGCUGGAGCUGGGCCUCAAGAUGCAGAAACCCACCGCUAAACAGAAAGAGCAGGCUAUUGGGGCAAUCCGAAUCCUGCGCAGUGAAAGAACCCCUUUGCCCAGGAAGAGACAGCUGAUGCGCUCCAUGUUUGGGGACUACAGGGCUCAGAUGGAGGCCGAGUGGCAGGAAGCCCUCCGGGCUUUAAGGGCUGCUGCCCACUCAGCCCAUGUACAGCCUGUAGGUGAAGCCACCAGAAAGAAGAGCCAAAAGGUCUGCAGAUGUCGUCCAGCAGGAGGAACCAAGGUCACUCUGGACAAAACUAAUGAAUUUAGAUUCAAUUUCUUUUAAUCUCUCCCCAUGUUCUGGAAUACUCUUCUCCCCCAGGAUGAUGUGAGGAUUUGUCUUGAAUGCAAGGCUUUUCCAGGAAUUCUCUUCAGCAGAAGUGGGGUUAGUUUAUCCCUAACUGGUCUGUGGACCCGGAGCUGUUGGGCAGGUGUGAAAGUUACAGAUGAGCACAAGACCUCAUGUGUCGGUUGUGCUUUUAAAAAUAUGAAUUGGUCCUGUCAGAAGAGAGAUGCAUUUUGAAAAUUUACUGAUAAGCUUAAGCAAAUGUUCGCUGGAUUGUAGAAAGAAUAUUUUACUCAGCCUCAAGGAUUUGGAUAGCUUUUGGUAAUAAUGAUUUGUGGGAAACCUAUGCAGUUAUACCUGGGCUCAUUUCUGAAAGAAUAUCCUGGCCAGUG
Messenger RNA from Jaculus jaculus (lesser Egyptian jerboa), 1137 nucleotides. RefSeq names its product chromosome 2 C8orf33 homolog (gene C2H8orf33). The record is from RefSeq and is a predicted model, not a curated record. NCBI's taxonomy places the organism in Eukaryota, Metazoa, Chordata, Mammalia, Rodentia, Dipodidae. Bases 92 to 745 code for a protein of 217 amino acids. The transcript has 5 exons.